Serpula lacrymans var. lacrymans S7.9 is the source of this 951-nucleotide messenger RNA. RefSeq lists its product as uncharacterized. The coding region runs from base 91 to 795 and encodes 234 amino acids. The transcript has 2 exons. The record is from RefSeq and is a predicted model, not a curated record. NCBI's taxonomy places the organism in Eukaryota, Fungi, Basidiomycota, Agaricomycetes, Boletales, Serpulaceae.
GUCGUUGGUAUCCCGUCUCCUCCACCCACUCCCUGAUUCCAUUGUUUACCUUAUAGUAUAAAAAGUACUCUGAAGCUCAAGUUAUCACAGAUGCUCAAACGUUCCAGACCUGUCUCUCCGCCUCCGACUUCACUGCCCAUAUUCGCACCAGACGAUCCUAUGUUGCCAUUCAAACGAGACAUGCGGGAAGAGGACAUAUACGGAAGCAGAAUGAAGCGGAAACGACUAGGGCCUGAUCUAUCAGGUGUGAGCACAAACUCGAGAUCUGGUAGUGGUGGCGUAGAGAGUGAUGGCGAGGAGUGGUUAGAAGACCCUGCAGGGCCAAGCCAGGGGGAUCCAUCAUCGGACACUGGAGUCGUGACUAGGGAUGAAGGAGUUUCGCAGUCAUACAAGCAGGCUAACAGUAUCCUGCGUGAGAUACAUGUGCUAUCCCACCAUCGUCAAAUAUUCUCUUCUAGCUCAAGUGUCGCCUCGGGAUCAACCUUCAAUGCAUACUCAAGUCCCCCCACCUCGCAUUCCAAUUCACCAGAAAAGACAUCAAUUUAUCUGCAACCACCAGGGUUCUUUUCAUCUUCUGGCGCUUAUUUCCCCAAUACCUAUCCGUCUUCAUCGCUGCAUUCUAGCCCAUCCGCUUUUGGUGAAAAGUCCGAGGGACACGAAGUACAAUCUGUCACCAAGCGAUACGAGAAUCAAAAUAAGCUGCUAGGCUCUUUGUUUCUCUCACGUAGACGAGAACUUUCAUUUGAACCGUCUGAUACUUGUGCGCCUAAUAUGCUUACCCAUGGCCAGGGCUAGUAUAUGGGGAGUAUGAUGCCUGUAUUUGUGUAUUUGUUGAGGAGGUACAUUUUUCAUGACGCAUUUGCUCACUGUUUUCGACGCAUUCAAUCCAUGUAGCCCUAUAUAUAGCAUGCAAGCAUAUUCAUUUCUUGCAAUCCAACAUUACUUUCUGAU